GCGUGGCAGGCGCUCCGGGCUCGGCUCUCCCGGCCUCUUCCCGGGAGGCGGGGUCGGCGCCGCGGCGGCGGCAGGCCCCCUCCUCCUUCCUCCGGCGCCCGGCCUCCUUCCUUGCCGCCUGCCCGCCCGCCCGCUCCCUCUCUCCCGGCCGCUCCGACGCCAGCAGCGCCCGCGUGCCGCUCGCCCAGCCCCGCGGGAGCCCGAGCAAGUUUCCCGGGCCGCGCGCCCCGCCCGCUCGCCUCGCAGCCCGUGGCCUCGCCCGCCGCCGCGCCCGCCAUGCCCUCGGCCAAACAAAGGGGCUCCAAGGGCGGCCACGGCGCCGCGAGCCCCUCGGAGAAGGGCGCCCACCCGUCGGGCGGCGCGGAUGACGUGGCGAAGAAGCCGCCGCCGGCGCCGCAGCAGCAGCCGCCGCCGCCCGCGGCGCACCCGCAGCAGCACCCGCCGCAGCAUCCGCAGAACCAGGCGCAAGCCAAGGGCGGCCACCGCGGCGGCAAGUCCGCCGCCGCCGCCGCCGCCGCCUCGUCCUCGGCGUCCUGCUCGCGCAGGCUCGGCCGGCUGCUCAACUUUCUCUUCUACCUCGCCCUGGUGGCGGCGGCCGCCUUCUCGGGCUGGUGUGUCCACCACGUACUCGAGGAGGUCCAGCAGGUCCGGCGCAGCCACCAGGACUUCUCCCUGCAGAGGGAGGAGCUGGGCCAGGGCCUGCAGGGCGUCGAGCAGAAGGUGCAGUCCCUGCAAGCCACGUUUGGAACUUUUGAGUCCAUCUUGAGAAGCUCCCAACAUAAACAGGAUCUCACAGAGAAAGCCGUGAAGCAAGGGGAGAGUGAGAUCAACCGCAUCAGUGAAGUCCUGCAGAAGCUCCAGAAUGAGAUUCUUAAAGACCUCUCGGAUGGGAUCCACGUGGUGAAGGAUGCCCGGGAGCGGGACUUCACGUCCCUUGAGAACACGGUGGAGGAGAGGCUGACGGAACUCACCAGGUCCAUCAACGACAACAUCGCCGUCUUCACUGAAGUCCAGAAGAGGAGCCAGCAGGAAAUAAAUGACGUGAAGGCGAAGGUGGCCACCCUGGGAGACCCCGAGGCCUACAAGCAGGAUUUCAAAGCCUUGAAGGGAGUUGUGAAGGAAAUACAAACCUCUGUGAAGUCCAAGGAGAAGGACAUUGAGGCCCUGAGAAGCACCCUCCAGGCCAUGGAGUCUGAUGUCUACACUGAGGUCAAAGAGCUGGUGAGCCUCAAGCAGGAGCAGCAGAAGUUCAAGGAGGCGGCAGACUCCGAGCACCUCACUUUGCAGGCCCUCACGGAGAAGAUCCUCCAGUCGGAGGAGUCUGCCUCCCGCCUCCCCGAGGCGGUCCGGACGCUGGAGGAAGAGCUACGGCAGCUGAAAGCUGAAACCCUCAGGCCGGAAGACAGAGUUUUCAGAAACUCUGAUGCCUUAGAGGCGCUGCGGGAGAAGAAUCAGGGCCUGGACUCCAGGCUCCAGGCCGUGGAGGAUGGAGUCCGUGCUGCGCAGACGGCCUCCGCGCGGCAGAGCGAGGGCCUGGAGGCCCUGCUGGUGAGGAGCGAGGAGCAGGGGCAGCGUCUGGCCGCCCUGCAGGAGCGCGUGGUGGGCCUGGGCUCCUCGGAGGCGGACCGGCGCGGCCUGGCCAGCACGGUGAGGAGCCUGGGGGAGGCCCAGCUCUCGCUCUACGGCGACGUGGAGGAGCUCAAGAGGGGCAUGGGCGAGCUCCCCAGCGCCGUGGAGGCGCUCCAGGAGGUGCAGGAGCAGGUCCACACGCUGCUCGGGCAGGGCCCGGCCUGGGCGCCUCCUCAGGACGUCCUGGACAGGCUGUCUUCUCUCGACGACCUGAGGUCCUCCGUCGGCCGGGUGGAGUCGGACUUGACCGUGCUCAGGACUGCCGUGGACGGUUUGGUGGCGUACUCCGUGAAAAUAGAAACGAACGGGAACGACUUGGAGUCGGCCAAGGGUUUGCUAGAUGACCUGAGAAACGAUCUGGAUAGGUUGUUCGUGAAAGUUGAAAAGAUUCAUGAAAAAGUCUAAAUGAAUUGUGGGUGUGGGGCACGGAUUUAAAAGUCCAGUUUCUCAUGACCAAAAAAAUGUCUUGUUUUCUCCGGUGCCCCUCCCCUCCCCUCCCCCCCAUGUUUUUGUCCCCCUUAAAAGAGCAGUCGACACCACAUGGGACACCAAGGCUUUGUGUGUUUUUGUGCCCAGUUAAUUUAUUGACGAUCAUUACCACACUCCAUCGGUUUCUCAAGUUUUCUGCUUCUGCUCUUGGCUGCCGUCUGAGGGCCCGGCCCCUGCGAAUCAGAGGCGCCUUCUAGGGGGGUGUCCCUAGUUUCAGAGAAUGGCGGCGGCUUCGACUGAGUGGAGCUGAAGCAGUUUAACCUCAAAAAAUCCCUGGCUGGCUGGCAGAUUUCAAGUAAAAGAAGAGUGGGGGGGGGGGGGGAGGCACUUUUCUCUCUAAUUGUCUUUAAGGAAAAUUUAUUAUUUUUUUUAUACUUCCGGCUGAAGUUUUCAUGAGAUGUCACUGACUUCUUGUCUUCCACUUUAAACUGGUUAAAACUCCUAAGCGUCAGCUCUGAGUCGGGAGGGGCACAGGCCCCUCCGUUUUUACUUCGAAGAGAAUCAGCUGCUUGACAGGUUGCCUCCCGUGCGGUGGGUGUCCUUCCCAUUCCCGAGUCGUCUCGUGAUCUCAAAGGUAACUAUGCAAAGAAUCCAGACGGUUCUGAAUGUGAAGGCUUAGCACCCCAGAGUCCCCUGUGGCCGGCCUGUGUCACCUCUUGGUAGGUCCCCAAACUGAGUGGGUUUAGAAUCCCUGAAAGGGGAGUCCUUGGAUUUCUUCAGGAAAUGUGUGGUGACAGCUGUCUGUAGCGGCGAGGGCUGACUCCCUGGGGAAUGGAGGCCAAGUCUUUUUAUUUUACCACCAUGUCCGUGACCAGGUUUGCUGUUAGAGCAGAUCCCCAUCUGUCAGUGAGGAAUGUGUGCAUUUUCUGUAGUUGUUGGCUGUUUCCCUUUCCCUUUGAGCUGUACUGUUCUUUAAUGGCUGUCUUGCCCUUCAGAAAAGAAAAAAAAAAAAAAAAGUUAGUUUACUGUGAAAUGAACUGUAUGGCUUAUUUACAGUAUUUUUAAUUCUUAAUAAACACUUGAGCUUUGGUACGA
This is a messenger RNA of Manis pentadactyla (Chinese pangolin), 3153 nucleotides long. RefSeq names its product cytoskeleton associated protein 4 (gene CKAP4). The transcript is spliced from 2 exons. Lineage: Eukaryota; Metazoa; Chordata; Mammalia; Pholidota; Manidae. Gene Ontology annotation, cellular component: rough endoplasmic reticulum. Bases 277 to 2034 code for a protein of 585 amino acids. The record is from RefSeq and is a predicted model, not a curated record.